AUGACGAACAAGCAGCAGAACCCGAGUUCAAGAGGGCGACGGCGAUGUGGACCAGAGGCUCUAGAGCCCAGAACUCGGAAGAGGAUACGGGGGUGGGUCAUGCAAUCCGAGGAUGCCGUCACUGCUGAUCUCGCCCUACGACCCGCCAACCUGGAGAGCGAGCGAGCGAGGCUGCGAGAAAGCCAAAGGCCUACACUGUACGGAGUAAAGGCCAAAGCCCAGAGGAAAGUCUCGGUGCCUCCGGUCAAUGUCUCGCCGGUUAUCCGUGCGAGGCUCAUGCGCCGCUCAUCUUCGCCGACCGAUUGGGAGUCCGCUCCACCCGAAUCAUGGAAUCACAGAGACCGGCGAGCUAUUUUUAUGAUGGAUUCUGUCGCCCAGAUCUAUUCUCGGUGGUCUCCAGCCCGUAUCAGGCACCCUGCUCGAGCUCACCUGUCUCUCAUGUCCGUUGGCCAUGGCAGCCGUCAUCCUGCCCGUUGGCGGGAGAUAAGCGGAUUAGUCGCGACUCAUCCGGGUGGACCCUGA
Messenger RNA from Aspergillus melleus, 522 nucleotides. RefSeq lists its product as uncharacterized. Lineage: Eukaryota; Fungi; Ascomycota; Eurotiomycetes; Eurotiales; Aspergillaceae. The coding region runs from base 1 to 522 and encodes 173 amino acids. The transcript has a single exon. The record is from RefSeq and is a predicted model, not a curated record.